Messenger RNA from Dacryopinax primogenitus, 270 nucleotides. RefSeq lists its product as uncharacterized. Bases 1 to 270 code for a protein of 89 amino acids. Gene Ontology annotation, molecular function: cysteine-type peptidase activity. The transcript has 2 exons. The record is from RefSeq and is a predicted model, not a curated record. Lineage: Eukaryota; Fungi; Basidiomycota; Dacrymycetes; Dacrymycetales; Dacrymycetaceae. Gene Ontology annotation, biological process: proteolysis.
AUGGCCUCAGUCCCAGAACAACAGAAUGGCCAUGAUUGUGGGUUGUGGGUGCUAGCCCAGAUAAUGGCAGUCAUGUGGGGUGUUGACCAGACAUCCAUGACUGAUGCAGAGAUGCCACAGUUCUGUUGCUGGUUACAUGACAACAUGGAGAGUUUGCCAUAUGGACCAGUAGCACCAUGUGCACCAGCAAAAGAGGAGAGCACGCUCUUGGACUUGAACAAGACUGUGUUAGAGUUGGUGGACUUGGACAAGGCCAUGGAUCUCAAUUAG